AUGAGCGAACCCAUCAAGUCCAAGCGAAUCGAGCAGCUGUCCAGCAUUGCCCCCACCCCUCAGAACACCCCGGCCUCCAACGCCUCAUCUUUCCUCCAGCGAGCCGCCAACCCUGGAGUGUCUACAAUUGCUGAGGAUGGUCAGGGGGAGGUCGACCUCGGAGCUCUGAGCCGAGACCCCGCUCUGCUGUCCCAUCUUGCCGGUCGACUCAACCAGAUGGCCGGUACUUCUUCGGGCUACGUCGAUUCUCUGCCUCUGGCUGUGCGACGACGAAUCGAUGGUCUCAAGGCCCUGCACCAGCAGGCCUCCGUGGUGGAGGACGAGUUCCACAAGGAGAUGCUGGAACUGGAGCGAAAGUUCCAGGCCAAGUUUGCCCCCAUCUACGCCGAACGAGCCGCCGUCAUUGGUGGCGAGAAGGAGGUAUCUGAGGAGCAGGUUGAGGCCGGUAAGAAAUACGAACAGGAGCGAAUGGAGCGAAUGUUUGGUGUCGACGGAGACGAUGUUGAGGAGGAUGAGGACGAGGAGGACGAGGAUGCAAAGGACGAAGAAGAGGAGAAGGAGGGUGAUGAUAAGUCCGAUGCCAAGGGUAUUCCCUACUUCUGGCUCACCGCCAUCCAGAACCUGCCCGGUGCCUCCGGUCUCAUUUCCGAGCGAGAUAGCGAGGCUCUCAAGUCGCUCAUGAAUGUGCGAAUGGAGUAUCUCGACGACAAGCCUGGCUUUGUGCUCAUCUUUGACUUCGCCGAGAACGAGUUCUUCACCAACAAGCAGCUCAAGAAGUCGUAUUUCUACCUCGACAAGGUGUCUGACACCGGUGAGCUCAUGUACGACCACGCCGAGGGUGAAGAGAUCGACUGGAAGUCGCCUGAGCAGAACCUGACCAUGGAGAUCACCAAGCGAAAGCAGCGAAACAAGCACACCAAGGCCACCCGAAUCGUGGAGAAGGCCGUCCCCACUGAGUCUUUCUUCACCUUCUUCAGCCCGCCCAAGGCCCUGGAUGAGGAGGAAGAGGACGAGGACGAGGAGGUUGACCAUGAGGAGCGAGACAAUGCUCUGCAGCUUGACUACCAGAUUGGUGAGGAAAUCAAGGAGCAGCUCAUUCCCCGAGCCGUCGACUGGUUCACCGGAUUUGCUCUGGAGAUGGAGAUGGAGCAUGGUGACAUGGGCGAGUUUGAGGAUGAGGACGACGAUGAGGAUGAGGAUGAUGACGACGAUGAUGAUGAGGACGACGAGGAGGGAGGCAAGAAGGAGGCCCAGGAGUGCAAACAAUCUUAA
Yarrowia lipolytica CLIB122 is the source of this 1272-nucleotide messenger RNA. RefSeq lists its product as uncharacterized. Gene Ontology annotation, cellular component: chromatin; nucleus. NCBI's taxonomy places the organism in Eukaryota, Fungi, Ascomycota, Dipodascomycetes, Dipodascales. Gene Ontology annotation, molecular function: chromatin binding; histone binding. Gene Ontology annotation, biological process: nucleosome assembly. The record is from RefSeq and is a predicted model, not a curated record.